AUGGUUCUGAAAGUGCAGGUUGUCCGAUCUCCUGCCUGCCUGCUGGACUCCACGUCGUCACCUGCCUUCCACAGGUUGGUGCUCUACCAGCCUCCACGGUGGGAACCUCCACCUGGGGGUGCAGAGGGCUUUAUCGCCUCGGACAUGACUUCCCGCAAUUCGAGCACGCAGCUGUGGCUCAUCACGCACUACCACGAGCAUGGGUCACUCUAUGACUUUCUGCAGAGGCAGACGCUGGAGCCCCAGCUGGCCCUGAGGCUGGCUGUAUCGGCCGCCUGCGGCCUGGCACACUUGCACGUGGAGAUCUUCGGCACGCAGGGCAAACCGGCCAUCGCCCACCGGGACCUCAAAAGCCGCAACGUGUUGGUCAAGAGCAACCUCCAGUGCUGCAUCGCCGACCUGGGCCUGGCUGUGAUGCACUCCCAGGGUAGUGAUUACCUGGACAUCGGAAACAACCCACGAGUGGGCACCAAGCGGUACAUGGCCCCCGAGGUGCUGGAAGAGCAGAUCCGCACCGACUGCUUCGAGUCCUACAAGUGGACAGACAUCUGGGCCUUUGGCCUGGUGCUGUGGGAGAUCGCCCGUCGGACCAUUGUCAAUGGCAUCGUGGAGGACUACCGGCCACCCUUCUAUGACGUGGUGCCCAAUGAUCCCAGCUUUGAGGACAUGAAGAAGGUGGUGUGUGUUGAUCAGCAGACCCCCACCAUCCCCAACCGGUUGACCGCAGACCCGGUCCUCUCAGGCCUGGCUCAGAUGAUGCGGGAGUGCUGGUACCCCAACCCUUCUGCCCGCCUCACGGCUCUGCGGAUCAAGAAGACACUACAGAAACUCAGCAACGGUCUCGAGAAGCCCAAAGUGAUUCGCUAG
Molecule: messenger RNA, 867 nt
Organism: Puma concolor (puma)
Lineage: Eukaryota; Metazoa; Chordata; Mammalia; Carnivora; Felidae
Source: RefSeq, a predicted model, not a curated record